Molecule: messenger RNA, 2809 nt
Organism: Loa loa (African eye worm)
Lineage: Eukaryota; Metazoa; Nematoda; Chromadorea; Rhabditida; Onchocercidae
Exons: 23
Coding region: 1-2619 (872 amino acids)
Biological process (GO): lipid metabolic process; phosphatidylinositol-mediated signaling
Molecular function (GO): phosphatidylinositol-4,5-bisphosphate phospholipase C activity; calcium ion binding
Source: RefSeq, a predicted model, not a curated record
AUGAUAGAUAAGAUAGAUAGGGCAAACUGUUUAGUGCUUGAACGAUUUGCGGGAAAGGAGAAAGUGGAUGCAGAACAUUUUGCGAAAUAUCUCAAGGAGGAACAUUACGAUCCAAGGCUCAAUGAACUCCUCUACCCCUCUCCCACUUCACAAAUUGCUCAAUAUUUAAUCAACGAAAUGGGCAGCAAUGGAAAGCAGCUGACAAAAGAAUCAUUCCUGAGAUUUCUGUUAAGUGAGUACAACAUCAGUAUGCACCGAGACCAUCUGAUGCUAAAAGAAGAAAAUAUGCAUAAGCCUCUUUCGCAUUAUUUCAUCAACAGCUCGCAUAACACAUAUCUAAGAGGUUACCAGAUAAAUUCCAAAAGUUCUGUGGAAAUGUAUCGUUAUGUGUUAUUAUCCGGAUGUCGUUCCAUUGAACUUGACUGUUGGGACGGAUCAGGCAGUGAACCAGUUAUCACGCACGGACCUUCGCAGCUCACAAGAAACGAAUUUCAGGAUGUUAUUAUAGCGAUUGCGGAGACAGCAUUCGUUGUUUCUGAAUUUCCCGUUAUUUUAUCGUUAGAAAAUCAUUGUUCCGUGAAGCAGCAGAAAAAAAUAGCAUUAUAUUGUCGAGAAAUUUUCGGAAAUUUUUUACUCACCGAACCGUUGAACAAUUAUCCGAUCAAGCAGGGUGUGAGCUUGCCGUCUCCAAAUGUGCUCAGGAAAAAAAUUCUGAUUAAGAAUAAAAAAAUCAAUGAUGCAGAAGCGGCGGAUUUUUUUAGCAGAUCACUUACGUCAACAUCACAAAGUGUCAUGGGAAGUGAUCGCAGUGAAAGUGAAAGCAGUGAGAAAGACGACAUUGUGGACCAAAAUGGGACGAAUAUGCAGGAACAGUCAGAAAACUCAGUUGUUGCUCGUGAACUAUCGGAUCUCGUGAAUUAUAUGCGCGCAAUGGGCAAGUUCACAUCGUUUACAGAUUGCGAAAGUAAACAGAUGAGUUAUGGAAUAUUUUCGAUGAACGAAUCUCGUGCUUAUGAACUGGUGAAAGAGAAUCCAAUCGAAUUCGUGAAUCACAACAAGAAACAAAUUACCCGUGUUUAUCCAAAGGGCAAACGUGUUGAUUCGAGCAAUUUUUGGCCUAUUAAAUUUUGGAAUUGCGGUUGCCAAAUGACAGCUGUAAAUAUGCAAACACCUGAUAUACCUUUCCAAAUGAAUGUUGCAUUUUUCGAGCAGAAUGGCCGUUCCGGAUACGUCCCCAAACCAAGUUUGAUGCGUAAAGCUGACGCGAAAUUUAAUCCAUUCGAAAUGCAUACAAUGGAUCUCGUUGUGCCUGCCUACCUUUCUGUUACCGUGAUUUCUGCUCAGAUGCUGUCAUUUGCAUGCGAAAGGCGUCCCUCAACAUAUGCAGAAGUGAAUUUUUAUGGACAUUUUAACGAUUUGUCAAGAUUUUCCAAACGAAAAUACCGCACGAAAAUUGUCAUGGAUAACGGAAUUAACCCCAUUUAUAUGAACUUUUGUGAGGAAGGUUUUAAAUUCGAGAAGAUAAUAUUUCCGGAGAUGGCAUUAAUUCGUUUGGCAGUGUACGAAGACAAUGGUCGCCUUAUUGGGCAUUGCUUUUUACAUGUUCGUUCAAUUCAGCCAGGAUUCCGGCACAUUCCACUUCGAAAUGCUUACAGCCAUCCAUUGGGUCCUGUAUCACUUUUUGUUUUAUUCCUUGUCCAUGAUUAUAUCGAUGAUGGAAGCAAUCCAAUCGAGGCCAUGAAAAAGAUAAUGGAAAGUGAAGAAGCAGCUUCUGCGGCAUUGGUAAAUCCCAUAGAUACCAUGAAACAACGUGAGAAAAUGCUUGUGGCGUUAAAGGAAAGCGAACCGACGAAAUUGCUAUCUACAGAAUCAACAUUUUGGGAUAUGGUACAAGAAGGCAAGGGAUUCAGUAAUAUAGAUCAUGGCCAAAAUUUUGAAAAUAAUGCAGAUUUAUUAUUGAAAACGAGAUCCACAAAUUGGGAGAGUGAGCAAACAAAGGAAGAAAGCAUAUGUGAGGACGGAAUAAAGUCACUUAAUUUCGACAGAUGGAAUAUGUCCGAAAAAUUGAAGGAGCGCUUUUAUUUGGAUGAUAUGGAAAUCAUAUUUUUAAGAGAAGAUGAAUUAGCUAGCAGUCAAAAAGUUGUAAAGUUGGAGAAGCAUUUCAAGAAGAAACAUGAAGCCAUCCUGCAUCUGCUUAGUGCUUCCUCCAAGCAAAAAUCAGUAUCUUCCGCCGUGAGGAAUGUUCAUGAGGAUACUUUUGCUAUUUAUGCUAAAUAUGAGAAAGAGAGAACUGAACUUAUCAUAUCACUGGCUGAACAGAAUAGGAAGAAACUCAUUAAACGGCUCGAUAUGGCUUAUAAAUGUGAGUCAAAACAGCUGGCCAGAUUAAAUCACCAAAAACGCUACGUCGAGCAGUGCAGUAUGGUUCGAACGGAGGGAACAGAAGAAUUGCGAGGAAAAUAUGUGAAACUUGGCGUAGAAGAACAAAGGAGGCUAAAUAAAUCAAAAGAAAGAAGGUCGAAAGAAAUCGACGACAAUUUUGAGUUGCUAAAACGUGAAAUUAGAUUACGAAUGGAGCAGCGACUGAGAAAAGCAGUCUGUGUGCUCCGUGGCCUGUAGCCAUGGAUUGAUGUUUCCAUUGCAUAUAUUUUGCUCACUGAUACCUAUUGUUGUUUUUGAUUGUUAUUUACAUGAAUGAACUACCGAGAAGGGUAUUUCACCUGAGAACAAUCUCACUUUGAGAAUUAUUUGCCAGUUGAUUAACGUGAUGAAGUGGGACGGAAGAUACUAUAGUGUUGAAUAAGUUGGC